Molecule: messenger RNA, 1431 nt
Organism: Orbicella faveolata
Lineage: Eukaryota; Metazoa; Cnidaria; Anthozoa; Scleractinia; Merulinidae
Product: PEST proteolytic signal-containing nuclear protein-like
Biological process (GO): proteasome-mediated ubiquitin-dependent protein catabolic process; protein ubiquitination
Cellular component (GO): nucleus
Source: RefSeq, a predicted model, not a curated record
CAAAACUUACGUACCUCGUGAGGAACACAAAUUGGACCAUCUGCGGGUUUUAAAUGACUAACGGAAGACCACAGAAAUCGUUUAAAAAGGCGGCAUUGCUCAAAUCUACUGUCUUUGCGUCGCUGUGAAAACACAGCUUCAUCACUUCCGAUGCCUGAGUAGCCUGGCCUGAAAUUGCGGGGUUACUAAGCAAGAUGGCGGAACAGAAGUUGAUGGGUUGUUCGACAAAGCAACUGGAGGAAAAGAGUGAAAAUGAAGGCAACACCACCCAAAAGACCCCGUCGACGGGAGAGAAAAGGAAGCUUCCAGAGAUCUCAUCUCUGUCUCACAAGCUCGCCGAGAAACCCAAAAUCUCGAUGAAUCUGUCCGGAUCACAGCAGAAAAAGACAACUGGAGUUAGUAUAAAACUGGGCUCUGAUCCAAAGAAGCAGAAGACAGAACCAGUAUUGGUGCAAAGAAAAGGGGCUGUCGCAUCUGCAUUUAAUGAUGAGAGUGACGAAGAAGAAGAGAUGCCAGCUGAAGCCAAAAUGAGAAUGAGGAAUUUGGGAAGAGACACACCCACCUCAGCUGGACCCAAUUCUUUCAAUAAGGGGAGUAAAGGAUUUACAGACCAUCGAACUGCAAUGGAGAAGAGUUUUAAACUUGAACAUCCAUCACGGUCCAAAGAAGUGAAACAAUGACACAUCUCAACAUACUGUUGUUAGCUUCCUUACGUAACUGAAAGUAGGUAGCCAGGUGACUUUAUGGACAGUGGAUAGUCACUUAGGCACAGAUUCAUAAAGGUUUUCUCUCAUCUCACUGUCUUAGUAUGUUCACAUGUCUGUAAUUAGCUCUUUGAAGAUGGUUAUUUAAGCUUUCUUUACUUUUUAAAAGAAAUAACUUUUACCAAUCUUAUAUAGGGAUAUGUGAACCAAUUCCCUUUUUCCCUCUAAUAACUUGUAUAGCAUCAAGUUUUGAGAAUUUGAACUUUGACACUAUUCAGGCUCUAAUCUUUAUUCUGAGCCCUUGAUAUAAUUUGGCUUUUUCAGGAAUUUUCAUCUUUAUAAUUUAGUAUAGCUAAACAUAAAAUGAGGCAUUACUGGAAAUUCCAAGGUGAGAGGGAGGAGUUUAAAGCCAAAAGGAGGUACGAAGCUAAACUGGAAUUUUUUAGAGUGGCAGGGACUGGGGUUGAGCACCCAGUCCCCCAAAAACUUUCUGUGGGAGGGUUUUUGGUGAACAUUGGUUGGGAACCAGACAAUGUCAUGGGUUCAACUCCAGCUUGGCAUUAGUGCACAGUUGUCAAACAAUGUUAUUUGAAGAUGAUGUACUGAUGAAAAGAAAGGAAAAAUGAACCACGCAAUAAGAAAAAAGAGAGCUGGCAUGGGUUAUUUCAUGCAAAAAAAUUCGUUUGAAAAAAUUCUUAGCUUACUUUAAUAAACGUAUUAGUGUUCA